UUUAAUUUUUCAUCUGUAUUGACCAUAGACAAGGAAAAUAUGACAUUGAAGUAAAAACAAAAAUAUAAAAUAUUCUCUUUGGUCGGAUCUGUCAAUCCGAAAUCAUGGCUCCCCGGUUUGAGAUCGCAGUUGGUCUGCGAAAGGGCCACAAAACCACUAAAAUAUCUGCCGGCAGAAAAGGCAUCACAGACAAGGCCAUCAAAAUCAGGCCAGCCAGGCUAAAGGGUCUGCAAACCAAGCACUCGAAAUUCGUUCGAGACCUCGUCCGCGAGGUUGUAGGACACGCACAGUAUGAGAAGAGAGCUAUGGAGUUGUUGAAGGUGUCGAAAGAUAAGCGCGCCCUCAAGUUCCUUAAGCGCCGCCUGGGCACGCACAUCCGCGCCAAGAGGAAGCGUGAAGAGCUCAGCAACGUGCUCGCGCAGAUGAGGAAGGCAGCCGCCCAGGCGCAUCACGCCACCACACACACUAAGUGAACAAUAAACUAGUUUACCACA
Molecule: messenger RNA, 494 nt
Organism: Manduca sexta (tobacco hornworm)
Lineage: Eukaryota; Metazoa; Arthropoda; Insecta; Lepidoptera; Sphingidae
Gene: RpL36
Product: 60S ribosomal protein L36
Exons: 4
Coding region: 105-473 (122 amino acids)
Biological process (GO): cytoplasmic translation
Cellular component (GO): ribosome; cytosolic large ribosomal subunit
Molecular function (GO): structural constituent of ribosome
Source: RefSeq, a predicted model, not a curated record